Messenger RNA from Stegostoma tigrinum, 6477 nucleotides. RefSeq names its product BCL9 transcription coactivator (gene bcl9). Lineage: Eukaryota; Metazoa; Chordata; Chondrichthyes; Orectolobiformes; Stegostomatidae. Gene Ontology annotation, biological process: positive regulation of transcription by RNA polymerase II; canonical Wnt signaling pathway. Bases 658 to 5421 code for a protein of 1587 amino acids. Gene Ontology annotation, cellular component: beta-catenin-TCF complex. The transcript has 12 exons. Gene Ontology annotation, molecular function: beta-catenin binding; transcription coactivator activity. The record is from RefSeq and is a predicted model, not a curated record.
GCUGGAUAGUAGUCAAGCAGCCGAGAUCCUGAUUGAAGAGCUCGGCUCGCUGUCAGCUGGGAGUUUGCAUUCUGCAGAGGCUGUCUUGUUUGUGGCUUGUCAGCAAUUGCUUGCGACAAGGUUCUUUGCCAUGUGUGAAAGCAACCUGGCAUGAAUGCAGGGCUGUACCAUGUCUCACACCCGGAUGGGGGUGGGGUGGGAGGAAAGGAUCAGUCCAGAAGAGAUAAUAGGCCACAAAGUGAUUCCCCAAAAUUGCUUUGAUGUUGCCCCGUGUCUUAGUGUUAAGGAGGCCAGAGUUUGUGGGAAAGGGGUGUUCGCGUUCAUUUUCUCAGCUGCACUGAACCUCAAGUAAUCAUUGAAAUAGAAGAUGGUCGUGUUCAUGAGUUUGGAAGGCGCUGCUUGAGGAUCUUUGCUGAAUAUUUGCAGUGCAUCUUAUAGGUAGUACACACACGCUACAGAACAGCGGUGGUGCAGGGAGUAAGUGCUUGUGGAUGUAACGCCAAUCGAGCAGGCUGCUUUGCCUUGGAUGGUGUCAAGUUUCUUGAGUGUGCUUGGAAUUAUACACAUCCAGGGAUUUAGUUCCAGUUUUGUAGAGACUGCGUGCAGCUGUAAGAAUGAUGGGUGUAUCGUGAUAUUCAAGAAAAGUGUGGUCUGGAGAUGCGAGAGUUUGUCCAACAGGAGCAAGCACAGGCACAAAGAAUGCUGGAAGUGCAGGAGGGACUUGCCCAGUUCAACAAGAAAGAACAGUCAAUAAAGGAACAAGACGAAGGAAAGGAUUGUGAGCAAACGCUAACAAAUUCUCAGAAAGUUCUCACAUCACCGAAGGUCCUCAGCCCACAUAGGCACUUAACCUCUUCAUCAGGGAUUACAACUCCCCCAAUGCAUUCAAAUAAUACAAAGAUGAAGAACUCACCAGUUAGAACUGGGCAAAGUCCAAAAGCCAAGGAGGAGGCCAUAGGCUGCUCAUCUCCCAUGACAUCUCCUUUAAGUGCAUCACAGCUGGACAUCAGAUUGUCUAAUCAAGCAAAGCAGGGUAGCACCAACCAGCCACAGGCCUCACCUUGUGAUUCAUUGAUCGUGAGUGGGAACCAUGACUCAGAAGCUGUCCAAGGUUCAGGAGGAAAUCUGGGAAUAAAAAAUGGGCAAGGACUGGGGACAAGCAGCGCGAUAAAAGGGAAGGGCAAGAGGGAAAGAAGCAUGUCCGCUGACUCUUUUGAACAAAGGGAUGCUGGCACACCCAACAAUGAAUCUGAACAUAAAGAUGGAGGCAGCAGAAGCAAGCGGCUUUGUGUAGCAGAGCGACGUCAACCAUACAGUGGUGCUGAAUGGUGCUCAGGAACGGAGAGUGAAGAAGAGGAACGAACCUUCUUCAACUGUAAUUCUUCUGAGAGUGUCAAGUCCCAGGAACAACUGGCAACACAUUCACUCCCUUCUUCCAACCCAGAUGCCAGUAGGUCUUCCAAUCCCUUGCACAAUUCUGUUGGAAGCCACAAUCUGAUGUCAGAAUCUAGCGCCACCAAAAAGACCCCUCCUAAAGUUACAUAUGUCUUCUCCACGCAUAUGGCCAACAAGGCUGCAGAAGCUGUCCUGAAGGGAGAAGCAGAAACUAUUCUUGCCUUCCAUAUGCAGAAUAUUUCAAACAGGGGGACAGAAAAGGAUGGUCUAGCAAGUAACAGUCCGCAAAACAAACAGAUAUCUGCUCACCGCCUUGCUUCACUAAAUCAUCAGCAAUCAUGUACGCGACAGAAGCAAGAACAAAACCAGCAAGAUGCAGCAAAAAUGGCACAGAACAAAUCUCAGCAGGGUCUGACAUCAAAGCAAGUUGAGAUUGUUGGUCAGGACAUUUCAGGCAUGGACAAUAAAGUGUUUCCUGAUGGUAGUCCCCAAAAUUCUAUUCCCAUACCUGUUGAGGAUCCUUGUGGAAACUCUGCACCUAGUAACAAAACACCCAAUGUAGUGGCACCAAAUGCUUAUACACCAACAAGUAGCUCAGAAUCUGAAUCAAAGAGUGAGCCAAAAGAGGCAGCGCAGCCAGAUAGUACGUUGAAUAUGGGAGAAAAUCCAGAAGGUCUGUCUCAAGAACAGUUGAAGCACAGGGCGCGUUCGUUACAAACACUGCGCGACAUUCAGAGAAUGCUCUUUCCUGAAAGUGAACAUGCAGGAACUUCAGGCAGUUGUCCAAUGCAGAACACUACAGGGCAUGAAGCUCCAUCUAAAAAGCCAGAAGGGCCUCCUAAAGCCAUGAUUUCGCAGUCACUGAAUGUAGGAAAACUGCCUAGCUCUCGGCCAGAGGCUCAAUCCUUUGGGACAUCAGGUCAUCGUGAUAUUGUUUUCCAGCCAGCUGAUGGAGGGCCACCACAGAAUUUAGUGAGUUCACAAGGGGGACAUGAACUUGUGGAUCACAUGACUUCAGAGCAAUUAGCCUGGUUAAAGCUGCAGCAGGAGUUCUACGAAGAGAAACGGAGGAAACAGGAGCAGACAGUUCACCCCAGAACAGUACAAGACCUCCUCAUGCACCAGCACGGCCCAAGAAGGAUAAUUGGAGGACCUCCUCCACCUUAUCAAAUCAACCCAAGAGAAGGAUGGGUCCCUGCGGAACCAGAAUCCUUUGAAGGAGUGAACCCUUCAAACACGACGCACCCCAGAGGUCGAACACACCAUUCAGGGAUUCGUGGGCAUCGGUUACAGAGAAUGCCCAGCUUUACAGAAAUGUUGAAUCCGGACAUUGGCACUGAUGGCAGCCCAAAUACAGUACCAAGACCUGGUCUCCCAGGUAUUAACUGGCCAGAUGACAUGCCAAAAAUGGCAGAGAGUAGAAAUUUCUGUCAUGGACCAGGACUUUUUUGUGGGACAGGUCGUGGGGUAAGAAUCCCAAAUCCUCAGAACAUGCAAGAUGAUCUAUUUCAACAGCAGUUGCCUGAAAAGCAGCUAAGAAUGUCCCCUGGAGUGGGAAUGGAGAUGAAUAAAUUGUUUCAAUUGCGAAAACAUCUGGAGCCUGCAAAUGGCAACAUCUUUCCGAGGUUAACAGGAGAAGGCAUUCCAAGUCUCACCAGAAUAGAAUUUUCUGAUCCCAAAGGGUUGCCAUUGCAGUCAGGUCCAGGUAGAGAUAUGGAAGUUGGAAUGAUAUCUUCUAGCAUGGACAUGAAUAUGAAUGUCAACAUGAAUCUGGAAGUGAACAUGAAGUCUCAGACAUUGUCACAAAAGCAAGGACCUGAAACAGAAAAACCUGGACAUGGCAUAAAAAUAAGGCAAUCAAACAAUGCAGAAAUGUUGGCUGAACAUCCGAAAAUCUUACCGUCUCAGUUCAGCGGCCAAUCACAAGACUUCAUAGCGUCUCCUUCACUCACCGGUGCCUCUCAAGGACCAGGAGCAAUAAGAAACCUGAGGGAUCAGUUUGUUUCUGAGCAAUUAACUAAUACGGGAAACAAUGCAAGGCUAAGUCACAUACCACCACUACCUCCAAACAUCUCCGCUAAUCCGAACACAAUCAAUGUGAUUCACCCAGCUCCACGAGGUCUCGGCCGUAAGCCAUCAGAUUUGAAUGUUUCUAGCCAGACAAGCUCUCCAGGGAUGAAUUCUUUGAAGUCACCAACAAUUAGACAGGUGCAGUCACCAGUGGUUGGUUCACCAUUAACGAGCCUCAAGUCCCCACAGACACCCUCUCAGCUGGCUGGCAUUCUCUCUGGCCAGGUAGCUGCAGCAUCUAUCAAGUCUCCCCCAGUUAUUCGGUCAGCAGCUACUUCUCCAGUCCACCUCAAAUCACCUUCUCUUCCAGCUCCUUCCCCUGAAUGGACGUCAUCCCCUAAACCUCGACUCCACAGUCCAGUUAUCCAGCCAAACACAAAACACCCCUUAAGUUUAACGUCGCCUGGGAUGAUGACAACGACGGAAUCAGGACCAAGAGCAAGGGGUGUAGAGAUGAGGUCCGAUGAAGGUGACGGGAUUGAAGGAGCGACAGCGCUACACAUGAGAACAGCUGAAAACAUGGAUAGGAAAUCGGAGGAGCUAAAAGAAUAUAAAGGUGUUCCAGCAUCCGGCCAGUCAGGUUCUGAGAGUCUUUCUGGAAAUCUUCCCUCCCACAGUCCCUACUCCAUGCCCCCUGAGCCUAGUCUUUCCCAGAACCCCUUAUCCAUCAUGAUGUCUCGAAUGUCAAAGUUUGCCAUGCCGAGCUCCACACCACUGUACCAUGAUGCAAUCAAGACCGUUGCUAGCUCUGAUGAUGAUUCACCACCUGUACGAUCACCAAAUCUUCCAUCCAUGAACCAUGUGUCAGGGGUCAACCAUUUAAAUGAGACACAACUUUCGGCCCCUCAUUCAGCCGGGCCGAUGUCUUCUCAGAGUCCGAUGGGAAUGAAUGUUCUCGGAGGACAGCCUCUUUCACAUCAUAUAACAAACCAGAUGCCAUCUCCGAAUGCCAUUGGGCCUACCGUGGUGUCACAUGGCCCUAUGGGACCCAACAUGAUGCCCCACGGCCCCAUGGUGCCACAUACUCCGCAGGAUCCAUCAAUUGCAAAUCCACAGAUGCUACAUCAAGGGCACAUGGGUUUUUUACAGGGGCAACAGAUUUACCCACCAGUGCAGUCACCAACUCAUCAGGUAUCCUUUCCAGUGAAUGACCCUGGCUCACAGGGAGUUUUCCCACCUGGAAUAGCAUUUUCUGGGGAAGGAGGGCUACUUGGACGUCCAAAUAGCAUCACACGGCCUUCUCCAGACCAAUCUCUGUGUAAGACAGUGCCGCCAGGCAUGCCAGACUCAUACACUGCAAUGGGAAAUCACAUAUCUUCAGUCUACAAUGACCCUGAAUUGCAGGAUGUCAUUCGCCCAAAUGCUUCUGGAAUCCCGGAGUUUGACCUGUCCAGAAUCAUUCCAUCGGAGAAGCCCAGCCAGACACUGCAGUACUUUCCCCACGGGGAUAGCCAGGGGCGCAAGCAGCUGCAGCUUCCCAGUCCUGGCUUUUCACAUCACAUGCAAGGAUUGAUGGGAGAGCCAAAUCCAGGCAGAAUGGGAUUGCCAAUGCCAAAUGUAGGAGGACAUAGUGUGGUUAGAGUUCAGGAGAUGGCCAUGGGUAAUGCUGCCUUUGUCUCAGGCCACAAUCCCAUGAGGUUACCUGGUUUCAUGCAUCAAGGCAUGAUGGGUCCUCAACAUCGUUUAAUGUCACCAUCACAAGGUGUCAUGCACACACGGAUGAACAACUUAAAUGCACUUAUGAUUCAAGGAAAGGAAAGAGUCCCAGGAAGUAUGUACAGUCACCCUGGCCCUGUAGGCUCUCCUCAGCACAACUUGAUGAUGCCACUCCCAGGGAUGGUGGCACCUCAACAGAAUAUGAUGAUACCACCCCAAAUGAGGCCCAGAGGUCUGACUGCUGAUGUAGGCAUGGACUUUCAUCAAGGACCAGGAAAUCUAGGAAAUAUGAUGUUUUAGCUGCUUGCAGGCUUUACAGUUGGAACAUUUAUCCUUAUGCUGCACUACAUGCAGAGGUAUUUAAAAUGCAUUUGGGAUCCCUGUGCAUAAGCAAAGAUAAACUGAAAAUUGUUCAUACAAAAGACAAGGAGAAUGUUUGGAAUGUACAAGAGUUCUUCAAAAUGAAGCUUGUAUCGCUCGGUCAGUGUUUUUUUCUGAUUUCAAUCAUUUCUAUGGAAGCUGGGUGACGUGCUUCUAAAGACUGCAUCCGUAAUAUGUGGAUCACAAUAUGUUACAAGUUGCACCUAUUAUGUUUACUUUGUGGACUAUUUCCCCAGAACUUUCUUCUGAUUGUGCACUGUAUUACAUUGUGAAAGGGAUUUCAACUGUGACUUCAUGUUUGAGAAAGGUGAGCAUCAUGAUUCACAAAGUAUCAAUCUUGUUUACAUGUUCAUGUUUGGUAUACACCAUUUUUGAAAAAUCUUUUGCGGCUCUGGAACAUAAUAAACUAAACUACAACCUCUGACAGAAAAGUAUUAACAAAAAAGCACAAAAGGUGAUUUAUUAAGUCAAAUUAAAGACAAAAUAUUGUUCGAUACAGUGGACAAACAUUAAAAACUUUUAGGAAAAGCUUGUCUGUCCUCUGGUACCUCUAUAACUUGCCUGCCUAGGGACAAAAUAGACAAAUGUUGCACCUCAUUUUAAACAUUAUCCCAUAUUGACUGUGGAGUUUUGGGAUAUACGUCGUUUUGUUUUAAGUUCUGGCAUGAUGUCAUGCAGUACUGUAGUAUGUUUUUUAUGCAAUAUCAUUCAUGAUAAACUCCAACUAACAUUUUCUAAAGGAGUGGAAAACAAAUAUUGAAAGUCUUGGUUUAUUUGAGACAUCUUUAUUUUGGUCUCCACCACUGUUAUACUAUUACAUAUUCUCAUGUGCUUUGGUACGGACCCACUUUCCAAGGUUGUGGUGUUGGAAUUAAAAUAAAAUAUAUUGUUUCUUAUAAUCAUAGUUGUCCUUUUUGUGUUAUGUGUGCUGUGACAAAGUAAUUGUUAAAAUCCAUUGAUCUGGAUUUGAAAACA